UUCCAGUAAAUUCUUGUUAGUUCUGAAUUGAGUUAGCGCUGGACGUGUUCUGAGAGAAUUCUGGCGCAUUGACAACAAGGUAAACAAGUUAUUUGCGACUUGUAUUGUGAACCCGCAAGGCGAACCUUAUCGUAGGUCUAUCCAAUAGUUGGAUGGCAUUAACAGUUGUCGGCGCGAUUUUUAGAUUUGAAAAUUGGAACAGCUUUGACAAACAAGAAUUUGAAAGGAUUUUUGAUCGAGUCAUCUCCGACAAAAGCCGUUUGAACCCGUUCAUUUACGUAUCUUAGUGUUGCGACUUUUACGUGCGGUGUUGCCGUCAAACAUUCCAUCAGGCAGAUGGGUGGUUCUCAAUACGAACUGAAGUCUGUGGGUCUAUGCCCAGGUUCGAAUCUAGACCAGUAAUGUGUCUCUAUGAGUAGCAGGCAAAUACGUCACUUAUUAGCCUAUUACGGGAAAUCAUUUACACGUCUGGAGAGUGAUAGUCCAUUUAGGGUGAAUGUGGCCUUCAGCUCUGUCGGCCAUCUGUGUAUGGCGCCCUUGUCGCCAGCAUACGUGAGGUCAACUUGGCUUCCGGCCCCUUUAUCGCUUCCUAGUUACUAAACAUUAUGCUAUUGUGGAGAGGGGUACUUCGAGAGGCCGAAGUAUUCGUAACUCCCUUCGCUAGCUGUGCUGUGCUAAGGAUCGGUCUGUCCUACGAAUUAUGAAAAACCAUACCGAGUUAAGGUAUCACGCUUGACUGUUCUGAUUAGUUACGUCGUUUUCUACAACGAUUACCGCCAAACAUAUGCACGCGCUACUGCCGCAACAGAUAGAGAUAUUUUGUAGAGUUCGGGUUCACUGACACUCUCAUUUUUUUCCCAGAUGAGAGCCCGCCGUCUUCAGAUUGUUCGCGUUAUACUUCGCUACUUUAAAUAGAAACGGUGGAACUUCAUAUAUCUUUAAAUAUAGUAGAGUAUAUGUAUAUAUAGAUGUCUGUCACCACGCAAACUGCAAUGCAGCCGAAGCCGGCUCAUCUCCCGGUCCAGACCGUCCCGACUGUGAAGAAUAGGCGUUAUAUAGCCAUCGAUAGUAAUUAUAGACGCUCUACGACGUCUUUCAAUAAAAAGCAAAUAGUAGUGGAUGUCCCUAUACCACAUAAGUCUGCACAACAAGUAAAUAUAACGAACACUCUCGGAGGAGUGCCCGCUGUUAGGAUAACACGUAUUGUGCAAAAUACUCAGACAUGUCCUCCGAAAGUGGUCCCAAUAGACGAAGCCCUGAAAGCGAUGGAAGCGGAAAGCGCUCCAGUAACAGCAGGAGCGAUGACCACACCGCCACAUCAACGAAACUUUGUCAUUCUGCAAUUUAAGCCAAAUAAACAAAGUCCUCAAAUAGUGGAUAGCGGCGAAAAUGUGACAGAGAAUUACGGGGGACCUGUUCGAAAAUCCUUAAAGCACGUCAGAUUUGCUCCGGUUGUAGCUAAGCAAGUGAAGCCAGUGUUGUUGCCACAAGAAGUUCAUUACGAACAUGCAGAGAAGCAGUCAAAGUUGUCAUCGUUUACUAAGGUCUCUCAAAGUUUCUCACUAGGACCACAGGCUCCAACACAUGUGGCCAGUGCUCUCAAAACGAUUAAUGGUCCAGUUGCAACUAGGCCACUGGCUGUGAGCUGUCAAAAGUCAUCUGUAACAGCUGGGCCCUCAUCAGUCCCUCGAGUGCCGCGAGAAAUGGCCAACGCACUUCAGCGAACGUUUGCACCUGACUAUGGACGACCUAAAGCUUGUCCUGUAAGCGACCUUGAUCCAUCGUACGUGGCUCUUCAGCUCGCCCGGUUCAUAGACGAAUCAGAAUACGCCAGCUUGUAAUGGGUUCUCAGUGUUCUGUGGAUAAACCAUUAGCUCUCUCUCUCUCUCCCACUGCCCUGUACUUCUACGAUCCAGCCAUCGUUUUCCGCUGGCUUGGUGAAGCGGGUCAUGCUGGCAAAAAGCUGAAAGUAAGAAAAACUUUUUGCCAGAAAACAAAAGAUAGCAUCAAUCCAUGAAGGCGAUUGCUUCUAAUCAACAGCAUGGAUGAUGCCGGAAAAUUUCAAAGCAACAAGUACUCUCGUACAGAGAACACGACACACAACACAAGUCAACUCAUCUGAUACAUAACAAAAUAGAAACUUUUUUACACAACCAAAUAUUUUCGAUCCUUAGGUAAAAUUCUACCUUGACAUUGGCACCGUAUUACAAUGUGUACUGUUAAUAAUAAAUAAAUAUAAAACAAUAAAACAUACAACUUGCUCUACUUUGCAAGAGUAAGAAUACUGCAAAUCUUUGAUAGAAUUGCAGCAAGUUUUGCGUGUAAAACAAUUAAUUGUUUGUAAAAAUGCUCUAAGUGAUAGCAUCAGUAUGUUAACGAAGCUUUAUAACAACUUACUUUUGCCAUUAAGACAUCCCAAAAUUAUUUUUUUGUUAUGAUUUUGCGCACGAAUGCUUAUCUGUAUAGAGGCUAACUGUAGAUACAUAUAAGCAUAUUUUAAGCAUCCGGUUGGCUAUAUAGUAAACACUAAUGAUAGAUUCAGUUAUGCUAAGAAACAAGCUCAAUUUUUCCUUGAUUUGAAAAAACGGUACAUAAUAAAUGUAAAUGAGUGAAAAUGGGCGUAAGUAAAAAAAAAAAGUGAAAUCAAGACCCUCAAACUGCGAAGCGGAGCUUUUCAAACUGUUACGAAACUUCCGCCUUACACUGUAUAUAGUACGCUGAUAUUGUAAUUCAUUUCUUGUAUUAAUGUAGGCAAAUCUUUCACUUGUCUAGAAGGAUUUUACCUCAAAACGUGUAGGUUCAAGUUUUGAUCCUAGCACACAUCGUUUAGUUGUAAUUAAUUUGUUUAAUGAAAAUAAUUACAGGUUGUGUAUCGUACUUGAAGCAAUAAAUGACACUACCACUGCAAAAAUGUAGAAGUCAAGCUAGGAUUUUAAUGAAAGUAGGCUUAUGUUACACUGAAAAAAUUCGAAGUAUAUUUUGAUAGCAUACAAACAAUAUAAGGUGAUAUUUAUGCAUUCAAACGAACCGGAUGAGAGCUGCAUAUUUUCUCAAUUACGUUUCAGUCAAAUAUUUUUAUUAUAUAAAUAUCAGCCCCGAGCUUGGGUUGACACCCAUUACCAAAGCGACUGAACUGGUUUACUUAGAUCUAUUCUAUUAGGUGUUAAAAAGGAGCGAGGCCUGUUCCUUCAAUAAUCUGCUUUUUAUUACACUAAAGAAAAUACCAGGACCAAAUCAUUAACACUUGCUACUUGACAUGAGAAGGUGACUGGCGAAUCUGUAUAGGGUAGCAGCGCAGGAUAUUUUGCGGCCCAAUUCUAUAGGAUUUGUGUUCGGUUAGCCCACCGUCAGAGUCAAGUUGACGGCCUGUAAUAGUGAUUAUUACUAGAAUAAACAACUGUGAUACUGAUAAAAUGCC
This is a messenger RNA of Varroa destructor (honeybee mite), 3418 nucleotides long. RefSeq names its product cytosolic endo-beta-N-acetylglucosaminidase (gene ENGase). Lineage: Eukaryota; Metazoa; Arthropoda; Arachnida; Mesostigmata; Varroidae. The record is from RefSeq and is a predicted model, not a curated record. Gene Ontology annotation, molecular function: mannosyl-glycoprotein endo-beta-N-acetylglucosaminidase activity. Gene Ontology annotation, biological process: protein deglycosylation. Gene Ontology annotation, cellular component: cytoplasm.